CCCGAGUUUUUCUUUAGGGGGCGCUAACCUUUCGACUGCGGUGCAACACCUUGCAGGCCGCGGGCGUCACGUUAACAGUCAGCGGGGAAGCGACGAUGGAGGCCAGCGACGUCCAGGUCCCGAACGCCGAGCGCGUGCGGGCGCGCGACGCGUGGCUGGCCCGGACCAACACCAGGAUCGAUCAAGUUAACGGACAGAGGAAGUACGGAGGCCCGCCGGAAGGGUGGGAAGGCCCAGCGCCGGGACCCAAUUGCGAGGUCUUCAUCCGGAACAUCCCGCGGGACCUCUACGAGGACAGGCUGAUUCCCCUUUUUCGAUCCGCGGGGCCGCUGUGGGAAUUCCGACUCAUGAUGAAUUUCAGCGGGCAGAACCGGGGCUUCGCCUACGCCAAGUACGGCAGCCCGCAGGUCGCCGCCGACGCGAUACGCCAGCUCCACGGCGUCACGCUCGAGCCCGACUUCCGCGUCGCCGUCUGCCGCAGCGUGGAGAAGAGGCGCCUCCGCGUCACUUUUUCGCAAGCCGUUAGCGGCGAGGGAGAAUUUUUUCAGAUGAUCGCUGGGAUCGCAGAAGGGGUUGAGAGCCUUUCUCUCAACUCGGGAUGCGGGAGAAACGACGCAUCGGCGGUCGUCGUGUUCUCAUCCCACCACGCUGCGUCGAUGGCCAAGAAGGUCCUGGCGGAAGAAUUUAUGCGACGCUUCGCCCUUCGCAUCUCGGUCAUGUGGAUGCCCCCGUUCCGGACCUCAAAGCGGUUCUGGCCUCGCUUGCCGGCUCCUCCCCACGAGUGUUCCCGCCACAGCGCCGGCACCCCGCCGGCGGUCGUCCUGCCUUCUUCGAGUCCGUCCUUUGGCAGAGCCGCGGGAAGAAGCGCUGACCCCGAGGCGACCCCCCGCGGGAACCCGCCCGCACUGACGGUCCUGCACCAGAUUUGCGUGGCGAUCGGCGUCGGGUUUCCCCAUUUUGAGUUCUUCGUCGGCCGACCCCGACCUGACGGAUUCCUCGACCUGACCUACAGGGUGAGUCUCCCCGGGGUGGGUGCCUUCUCGGGGCUGCUGAUCGUGCCGGAACCCGCUUCCGCCGCCACGCUGGAGGUCGUUCAAGAGGCCGCGGCUCAUCGGGCCUUGCGGUUUCUGGAGGCCCUGAACCUCUUGCGCCGCUCGGCCUGACAAACUUGUUCAAACUACUUUCUGCUGCGGUUGGUUUUCUUCCCUGUGUUUUCCCCCAAAAAAGGGGAUUUCAUUGUCUUUGGCGUUUGUUCAUCUCUGCAUGUUAGUACGAAUUUAAUUGAGUGAGUUGCCGUGUUCAAGUCCUGCAUGUGUUUUGUUGUUUUCGCUGGUUUUCUUAUAAAAGUGAAAAGGAAAAAAAAAAAAAAAACUGCACUUGCGGCCUUUUGUGUAUUCGUUCCCUGAAUCCGUGUUAAAGGCAGUGAAGCCUUGACACCGUCCAAUUUAGCUUUCUAGCUGCUGACAAAGAGACUUGUUUACUAUCAACACGGCUAAGUAGAGCUCGACGACAAGCGUAAACUUUUGAAGAUUAUUGUGUGAAGAGGUAGGAAAAAAGUUUGCAAAAGAUACGAUUUAAAACUACAAUUUUACACUAUGUAAAAAUAAAUUUGAGUGUGUUGCAGCUAACUGGCCCCCCCAAAAAUGCUGACUAAAUUUUAAACACGACACUUCUCCAAAAC
Messenger RNA from Syngnathoides biaculeatus (alligator pipefish), 1681 nucleotides. RefSeq names its product dead end protein 1-like. Gene Ontology annotation, molecular function: mRNA binding. The transcript has 5 exons. Gene Ontology annotation, biological process: negative regulation of miRNA-mediated gene silencing; mRNA stabilization. Lineage: Eukaryota; Metazoa; Chordata; Actinopteri; Syngnathiformes; Syngnathidae. The record is from RefSeq and is a predicted model, not a curated record. The coding region runs from base 96 to 1163 and encodes 355 amino acids. Gene Ontology annotation, cellular component: nucleus; cytoplasm.